UCUUCCUGAAGCCCGGCCUGCGACCACAUUCCACGGCAGCCCGAAGGCUGACGACGACUGCGGGGAGACUGCAGGAGCGAGUGACGGAGGAGGACCGAGACCGAGGGAGCACGGUGAGCUGUGGCCGCCAUGACGCAUCAGGAGAAGCCAGCCAAGAAGGAAGCGGCCCUGCCCCAUAUGACCCGGGCGAAGCGGAAGCUGGCUGCUGCCGACGAUGGCGGCAGUCCAUCUCAAGAGGCCACCACCGUCAAGCGGCCGCUUGCAAGGCCUACCAAUAAGGACCCAUCUCCACGAACGAAGAGGCCCCGGUCUUUAAAGCCGGCAACGCCGAAAGCAGUCACAGCCACGGCUUCUGCCAAGGUGAGGAAGACCUCAGAUGAACCGGCACCAGACGCCUAUAUGAACGUUCCGUCCAUCAACAAGGGACUUUCACGGAAGGCGCAGAGGGUGAGCCGCUACACGCCAUCGCGGAGCUCCUCCCCGAGCGAUGCUACCUCUGCCGCCAUGACGCAGGAAAAGGAGCCAGCCAAGAAGGAAGCGGCCCUGCCCAAUACGACCCGGGCGAAGCGAAAGCUGCCUGCUGCCGACGAUGGCGGCAGUCCAUCUCAAGAGGCCGCCGCCGUCAAGCCGCUGCGUGAAAAGUCUACCAAUAAGGACCCGUGUCCACCAUCGACGAGGUGCCGGUCUCUGAAACCAGCAACGCCGAAAGGCAUCGCCACCACGGCUUCUGCUAAGGUGAGAAAGGCCUCAGAUGAGCCGGCACCAGACACCGAUGCGAAUGUUCCGUCCACCAGCAAGGGACUUUCGCAGAAGGCGCAGACGGUGAGCCUCAAGACGCCAUUGCGGAGCUGCUCCCCAAGCGAUGCCACCUCUGCCGCUACCUAUGCUGCCAAGCGUCGACAGCGCUCGCGAGAUCACUCCAAUGGCAGCAGCAGUCAUCAUGCCAAGAGGGGAAGGAGCCGUGGCAGAUCUAGCCACUCGCUCCCCAGCGGCCGCGGUGCCCUCAAGCGCUAGGGCAGCCACCGAGAAAUGUCCACCACCGACCCAAAGAGCAGCCACGGAAGAAAGAGGGGAUGAAGCAAGAGCCGACGCCGCCACUUCCAAGAGCAGCACGUCCGCAGCGAGCACGUGCGCCAAGUGUCCACUUACGAACUGUGUGACUGUCCUCGGCCACGAGCGCUUUCUUGAGGGCCAGGUCAGCUUUGGGAACAACAGAGAAAUUGGAAUCUGGUCCAUAAAAGGGCCGGCGCUUGACUUAUAGCCGGUAAAAUUGAAUGGACCAUAGAGUUCGUAAUUUUCAGAUUAACGUCGCAAGCUGUCUAUGUUCGUUCUUUCAGAUACCACUCAAAUAAGUCUUGCUUGCAAAGCUUAGCACAUGUGAAGAGGUGGCGGGUUCGACCGAUUCUCAGCCACACCCGCUGCAUUCCGAUCAACCUUCUACGUAACGAAUGUCAUGUAACUGUUUUAAAUCGAUUAGGUGUUUUC
Messenger RNA from Dermacentor andersoni, 1485 nucleotides. The record is from RefSeq and is a predicted model, not a curated record. Lineage: Eukaryota; Metazoa; Arthropoda; Arachnida; Ixodida; Ixodidae.